This is a messenger RNA of Recurvomyces mirabilis, 1383 nucleotides long. RefSeq lists its product as uncharacterized. The coding region runs from base 1 to 1383 and encodes 460 amino acids. Gene Ontology annotation, cellular component: cytosol. Gene Ontology annotation, biological process: guanine metabolic process. The record is from RefSeq and is a predicted model, not a curated record. NCBI's taxonomy places the organism in Eukaryota, Fungi, Ascomycota, Dothideomycetes, Mycosphaerellales, Teratosphaeriaceae. Gene Ontology annotation, molecular function: guanine deaminase activity; zinc ion binding. The transcript has 2 exons.
AUGGCGCCAGAACCCACCGGCCAACAUCACAUCUACACCGGCCGCAUAAUCCACAGCAAAACCCCCACGGAACUCCAAAUCCUCCAACACGGCUCCAUCGGCGUCCUCUCCGACGGCACCAUAGCAUUCCUCCACGACCAGGCCAUCUCUCCUGACGACCUUAGAACAAAAUACGCCAACGUAGGCUUCUCCCACGCCUCCAUAACAAUCCUCCCACGCCCCCAAUUCCUCUUCCCAGGUUUAAUAGACACCCAUCUCCACGCCCCACAAUGGCCGAACCUAGCCCUAGGAAUGGAUUCGACGCUCAAGGACUGGAUAGAAACCUAUACCGAUCCGAUGGAAGCCUCGUACCAUGACACGGAGAAAGCUAAGCGGGUAUAUCGCGAUGUAGUGAAGACGACGUUGAGACUAGGUAGUACGACGGUGGCGUAUAACACUACUAUGCAUGUUGCCGCUACUAACAUCCUGACUGAUUGUGUGUUGAGGGAGGGACAGAGAGCGAUAGUGGGGAAAAUGUGCGUGACUACUGGGUCGACAAACGAGAAUUGGGAGGCAUCUACGCGGGAGUCGUUGAAGGGGUCCGAGGAGUGUGUGCGGUAUGUUCGGAAGAUGGAUCCGGAGGGGAGGUUGGUGAGGCCUUGUGUUCAACCGAGAGGUGGACCGUAUUGUCCCCCUGAUCUGAUGAGAGGGUUGGGAGAGCAGGUGGGGAGGUGGGAGGGGUGUCAUGUGGAGGCGCAUAUGUGUGAGACGGAGGCGGAUAUAGAGCGAACGCUGGAGCUACAUAAGGGUUUUGCUUGCUACAGCGACAUGUACCGCGCCCAUGGCCUUCUAGCAAACCGCACCAUCCUAGCCCACUGCAUCCACCUCCAACCAAAGGACAUCCAGAACAUCGUCGAGACGAAGGCGGGGAUAGCCCACAACCCAAAUAGCAACACCUGUCUCCGCGACGGCAUCUGUCACGUCCGCGACCUCCUGGACUCUGGGAUCAAAGUCGGUCUGGGCACGGAUUGCUCGGCGGGGUACAUGCCGAGUAUCCACUCGGCGAUGCGGUCGGCGUCGGAUGUGUCGCGGCAUCUCGCUAUGCGGACGGGGGAGGAGAGGUAUGUGCUCAAGUUUGAGGAGUUGGUUUAUCUGGCUACGAUGGGAGGGGCGAAUGUUUUGGAUAUGGAGGAGGAGGUGGGGGGGUUUGGGGUGGGGAAGAGAUUUGAUGCGUUGGUUGUUGAUGUGAGGGAUGUGGUUGGGGUGGACGAGUCUUUGUGGGAGGGGGAGGCGGAAGGGGAUGCGGAGGCGUUGGUGAGGAAGUGGGUGUUUUGUGGGGAUGAUGGGAGUAUUAGGAAGGUGUUUGUGGAUGGGAAGGUGGUUGCGGGACAGGAUGUUGCCUAG